Salmo salar (Atlantic salmon) is the source of this 3632-nucleotide messenger RNA. Its product is annotated as putative proton-coupled zinc antiporter SLC30A4. Gene Ontology annotation, cellular component: plasma membrane. The record is from RefSeq and is a predicted model, not a curated record. Lineage: Eukaryota; Metazoa; Chordata; Actinopteri; Salmoniformes; Salmonidae. Gene Ontology annotation, molecular function: zinc ion transmembrane transporter activity. Gene Ontology annotation, biological process: zinc ion transmembrane transport; response to zinc ion.
GAGGCAAUCAUGAUAUAUUGUAAAAUAUACAGAUGAUUUUGAACCCUUUACCUUUGAAAUUAGCUCUCCAUCAACAACGGCAACGUCUGGAAAACAUCAUGUGACAGGGCGUCACUCAUGUGACUGUGUUUGGACUUCCUGUUUGAACGAAUAUAGCUUGAUUACUUGUUUCUCAAACUAUUAACGGUGCGAUGUUGAUGUUAGAGAAAUGGUUUUGAACCGAAUCACAGUGAGGAAAUGGUCUCCCCUAGAAAAGGCUGACGAUCGGUGUGUCAACACAGAUGUAACGUUACAACCACUGAUUCAGUACGUUAUAAGACGGCCGCAUGGUGACAUUGGUGAGAAGCACACCAAACUCAGACCGGUAUAAUUGAAAGUUAACAGCUCCUGACCUGUCAACAACUGGCGUUAACGAUGUCAGGUGGUGCGAGCUUCAUGAGCAAGGUGCGGUCCGCCUUUAGGAAGGAGCCUGAGGACUGGGACCUGAGCGACACGGCGCCCUUUGACCUCUCCGGGGACGAGCUCGCGGAGGAUGAGGCGCCCAAGUUCAACAAACUCAAAGUGGUGGUUUCCGGUGAGAUGGAGGACUACGCAGCAGGGGCACCGUCGAACGGCGUCGCGGUGAACACAGUGGUGGUGGAUGAUGACGAUUCGCUGCUCGACUCGUCCUCGGGGAGCUUGGGGAGCCCCGGUGUCAACAUGGACCGGUCGCAGUGUGAGAGCUGCACGAGGAAGAGAGAGGGGGUUAAACGGAGGAGAGUGAUGAAGAAGUUGGCAUGCGCCUCAGUGUUGUAUUUUCUCUUCAUGAUUGGAGAACUGAUAGGUGGUUAUGUAGCUAACAGUCUGGCCAUAAUGACUGAUGCUCUCCACAUGUUAACUGACCUGAUUGGGAUAGUGGUGUCUCUGCUGGCACUGUGGCUGUCUGCUAAACCACCCACCAACAGAUUCACCUUCGGACUGCAUCGCCUAGAGGUGGUCUCAGCCGGUAUCAGUGUGUUACUCAUCUACAUCCUAACGGGGGUGUUGUUGAACGAGGCGGUGCAGAGAACUGUCAGUCAAGACUUUGAAAUCAACGGAGAUGCCAUGCUCAUCACUGCAGCUGUGGGGGUCGCUGUCAACCUAGUUAUGGGUUUCCUCCUGAACCAGACCGGUAACGGUCACCUCCACUCCCACGGGGGUCAUGGUCACUCACACGGGGUUCCCCCUCCACCCUCACAUGGCCAUGGCCACAGCCACGGUGGCCCCCCAGCCCAGGGGCCCCAGGGAAGCCUAGCGGUCAGGGCAGCCUUCAUCCAUGCACUGGGAGACCUGGUCCAGAGUAUAGGGGUCCUCAUAGCUGCCUACAUCGUUCGCUUCAAGCCAGAGUACAAGCUGGCGGACCCCAUCUGUACUUACAUCUUCUCUAUCCUGGUGCUGUUCACAACGAUACGCAUCAUACGGGACACAGGAGUCAUCGUCCUCGAGGGGGCUCCCAGGCAUGUGGACGUUCAGCGAAUCAGAGAAGACCUUCUGAAGUUGGAGGACGUCCAAUCAGUUGACGAGCUCAACGUGUGGGCGUUAACCGGUGACAAGACCUCGGCCCUCGCACACCUGCGGCUCUCGCCCUCUAGUGCCAGUGCGUGGGAGGACGUGCAGGCCAAGGCCAGACACCUGUUGAUCCACACCUACGGCCUGACCAGGUGCACGGUGCAGGUCCAGACACACAGAAACAGGGCUACACGCACCUGUACACACUGCCGAGAGUUCACCACAUAGCCUGAAUUAAAAGCAGUCUGAGGAGGUUAAACCAGACUGGUGCCAAAGCAUAGUGAUCUGGUCGAUGCCAUUGCCAGGAUAUUUGGACGGACAGUCAGAUGCACAUUUUAUUUUUAAAGGACAGCUGAUUCCUCCUGGGCUGUUGACCUGCUUGCAAAGCUUUCUGAAGAGGGGUUGAGCGAAUCUUAACUUUUCAACAAAAACAAAAGAUCUAUAAUAAUCACCAUUAAAGCCUGUAAAUGUUUAACAUUAUUCCUUUCUUUUUGGUACUUGUAUAGUUGAACUGUGUUAAUGUUUGUUUGAGCGCUCUGACUGUAGGUGUUAUAUUGUUUCCAGUGGGGUGACAAAAGGGAAUGUCUCUGGGUUCAUCUCAAUUCUAUUUCUUUGAUUCCUUGCAUCCUCUUUGCUGCCUCCUCAAAACACAACGGAGGAACAUCAGAUUCAGGACAUUUAAGAUUCACGGUGUCUGUCAUCUCCUCACAAGGUAGAACCACUGGCAUCUACUCUGACCUGUUAAGGACCAAUCCUAACAUGAGAUAUGCACCUGUAUGUAAAGUCUGGCACGCCAAUGCAACAACUUACACAGAAAUGCAAGUUAACUGUGUGAAUAUCUGAAGUUCGUAUUGGUGUUCUAGUGUAUCAGUGUUUGACUAGGUUGAUGUGAGGCUGUGUCUGAAAAUGUUACUAGCUAUCCAAUCCUUUUUUCCUCUGUCCUUGUUUCCUCAACUCCUCAAAGUUAAUUGGAGGAGAGGAUCCAAGGUCCUAUCCUCUGAUGACCACCUCCAAUGAGCUUUGAGGAAUUGAGGGAGGAAAAAGGACUGAGGAAGCCAGUAACGUUUUCAGGCACAGCCAGAAAUGAGGCCCAGGCCAUCUCUACAUCUGAUCGUAUUAUUAAUCUGAUGAUCGUGUCCAUAUUGCCUUUGCUAAUGUUUGAAAAUGCCUUCUCCUUUACUGACCGUGUUAAACCAGUAGACAAAGAGGAUGUUUUUAUGUUAAGGGUUAUCUGAAUUUAGAGUACUGACCACACACUUUUUGUUUUACUUGUUUCUUUAACAGUUAACUUAUUCUAGCUGAAAUCAGGAAACUGACAAUGAAAGUGACUUUGAAUCAUGUUUAAUACUGUAGUAGGGUAAUACAUGACUACUGCUUCUAGUUAAUAUCAGCCAGGUUUAUUUGCUCAUCAGAUUGAUUCUGUCAACAUUUCAGAAAUGCAGUAUUGUUCCAUAAGCAUCGAGGGCUGUGAGAUGCCAAUAUUUAUCGUGUGUGUAUAUGAAUACACUUGGCAUUGUCUUCAGGUCCUGGUUGGUUCCUUAAACCACUGUCAGUCUUCCUGUCCAAGCUUAUCAACAUGUUGGUAUGAACAGACUAAAAUGACAUUUUCUUUAACUGCAAAUCAGUUCAGUAUAUGCAUUACCUGCCUUGUGUUGCUCUUGUUUUGAUUAAUUUUAUGUUCAUUUUAAAAGGCAUUUGGUCUAUCCUGUUGUCAGGGUUGGCUCUCUACAGCAGCACUCAGUGAUUUGCACAUUGAUUCCUUCAACCUGAACACUAAGGCUCUGCUCCAAUAUCCACACUCGUGUACUACUUACGUAGAAUGAAGUAUGGAUACGUCCCAAAUGGCAUACUUUAAGUGGUAAACUAAUAUGGGCAUUAGAACCGAGACUUCUAUUCCCUUAACAUCAGGAUGCAGUAUUGCCUGGUUGUUGAUCACAUGAUCAGCUGUUUGUUUAAAUGAUUCAUGGUUAUCAAUGUUUGAGUUAAUUUAUCACUAGACUGAGACCUGUCUGAGUCUGUCACUCUCACUUCAACUGGCAGAUUCAUUGACUGGAAACAUGUGAAGAACCUGUUACAUUUAGAAAUAAAUUUCUUUUGAACACUGA